GCACCAACCUAGACAAGAAAAUCACAAUCUUCCCCUUCUACCAUUGAUCAUGGCUUCUAAAAAACAAGUUCUCAUUCUCCUUCUUUCUCUUCUCACACUGUCCUCCAUCACCAAGCUUUCUCAUGCCGAUGAUUGUCCCUCAACCAUAGCUGGUGGCAAAAUCGCUGUCUACUGGGGACAAAAAAGCGAAUCCGGUGAAGGCAGCUUAACCGAUACAUGCGACUCCGAUCUCUACAACAUCGUUGUCAUAGCAUACCUCCAUGUGUCAGGCAACUCAACAACCUUAGUAUUAAGCAACCACUGUCCUUCCGGCAAUUGCCAAGCCCUAGCGUCUGAAAUCCAACACUGUCAAAGCAAAGGCAUCCAUGUCUUUCUUUCCAUUGAAGUAGACGCCGUUGAUGACCCAAAUUCCUUAGCAAGCUAUCUUUAUGAUGAAUUCCUUAGCGGCGAAUCAGAAUCCGGCCUUCUAGGACCGGUGGCCUUAGACGGCAUUGAUCUUGCCUACCUUGAUCAAAGCACCGAGUCAUGGGUCGACCUUGUGAAGGCAAUCAAUGGGACGACCCAAGACAGAAAGAUUUACAUAUCAGGAGCUCCACGUUGCGAUGUCACAGCGUUCGACAGCGCAAUCGCUACUGGUCUUGUGGAUUAUCUCUUUGUUCUAUACUACGGCCAAUACGCAACGUGUGAAUAUUUGGGAAACAACGACUUCACGGGGCUUCUUGAAUCAUGGUUGACAUGGACGUCCAAGGAAGGUGUAGCUGAUCAUACCUCUGUGUUUUUGGGCUUAGUAGCGUCAGAUGACGCGUCUGCAGCAUCCAAUGGCUACAUAUCACCAGAUCAGCUCGAGUCUGUUGUUUUUCCGAACGUGACUGAAUCCUCAAACUUUGGUGGAGUGAUGCUCUGGAACAGGUACUAUGAUGAGCUAACAAGCUAUAGUACUGAGAUUAAGGAUGCUUUGGGCACAAAAGUUUGUGAAUGUGUCUGUCGUGUUCCUGCUUCGAGGAGAUUCAAGAGUUUCUUGGCCAAAUCUGUGUAAGAUGGGAGGGAUGUCAUGAUAAUAGCUAGACGUAGUUAUGUAUCUAUGUCUUGCUAUAGCUGGGCUUGCAUGCCUUUAUGAGCAUGCAUGUUUUCUUAAGACCAUGUAAUAAUGGAUA
Prosopis cineraria is the source of this 1154-nucleotide messenger RNA. Its product is annotated as acidic endochitinase SE2-like. The coding region runs from base 50 to 1036 and encodes 328 amino acids. The record is from RefSeq and is a predicted model, not a curated record. Gene Ontology annotation, cellular component: extracellular region. Gene Ontology annotation, molecular function: chitinase activity. Gene Ontology annotation, biological process: carbohydrate metabolic process. The transcript has 2 exons. NCBI's taxonomy places the organism in Eukaryota, Viridiplantae, Streptophyta, Magnoliopsida, Fabales, Fabaceae.